AUGGUGGAACUUGCAUUAUCAUCCUUUGCCGAAGGCAUCGCAGUGACACCCAUUGGCUCUCAUGAAUAUGAAGCGAACCUCUCAGAGGAUUGGUGCAUUGGUUCAGUUCCCCAUGGAGGGUACGUCACAUCCGUUAUCCUGGCCGCCGUUUCGAAACAUUUCGCCACCACCCUCGCCAAGCAAAAUCAACCGCAUAGCAUUACUCUCCAUCUCGAGUUCAUGAAAAGAACACAGGCCGGCCCGGCAACGGUGGUUGUUAAAGACGCCAAGCUUGGACGACAGACCACCACCAUUCACGUCACUCUAUCCCAGGGCGGCAAAGAGGAAAUCGUGGGUUAUAUUACGCAGAGCAAUAUCCACAAAGAAGAUGGGCCAUCGUUCGAAACUGGGUGGGCCAUGACGCCGGAUGUCGCGCCGAAACCGGCGAGCCUUCAGGCACUGAGAGACGGACACGAGGAUCCCGUAUGGGCCGAACAAGCCACGAUGCCGUUCAUCGAAUUCCGAAAAGCAGCACAUCAAGCCCGAUUCUUCUUCCCCAAAACGAGGGUUCUCAGAAAUGUUACCGAUCAGUGGAUUUGCUUCCGGAAUGGAGAGAAGUUCACACAGGACUCCCUCGGCUACGUGUGCGACAUGUUUCCUCAGAUGGUGGAAACCCUACGAGCCAAGAAUGAUCCGUAUGGACUAAAGGAGAAAGCCGCCCAAGAACAGUCGGGUGAGAAACCGAUCGCCAAAUUCUGGUAUCCCACCGUGCUCUUGAACCUUGACGUCAAGAAGGCGUUACCAGAAGAGGGUGUAGACUGGCUGUUCUGCCGCAUUCACAGCAAACAAGUCAAAAACGGGAGAAUGGAUUUGGACAUAUUAAUUCUCGACGAGCAAGGAGAUCUGGUUGCCUUGAGUCACCACGUUGCGCUUAUCCUCGACGUAUCAAGGAAUUUGGUUCGACAGACGCCGAGUGCGACGAGCGCAAAGAUGUGA
Messenger RNA from Eremomyces bilateralis CBS 781.70, 975 nucleotides. RefSeq lists its product as uncharacterized. The coding region runs from base 1 to 975 and encodes 324 amino acids. Lineage: Eukaryota; Fungi; Ascomycota; Dothideomycetes; Eremomycetales; Eremomycetaceae. The record is from RefSeq and is a predicted model, not a curated record. The transcript is spliced from 2 exons.